Paramuricea clavata is the source of this 362-nucleotide messenger RNA. NCBI's taxonomy places the organism in Eukaryota, Metazoa, Cnidaria, Anthozoa, Malacalcyonacea, Plexauridae. The record is from the annotation of a GenBank genome assembly.
AUGAUCUGUGCGAACGACUUCAAUAAAGGGAAUAUGUGCGAAGAAACUACGACUGUGAAUGUUGAAGGCCGGACCGCCUCUCCUAUGCGAGCGCCGUUAAGCGAGCUAUCAACCGAGGUGGAAGGCAUUAAACUCGAUGUAACGAUAGCAGAGCGGGAAAUAGAAGUCAACAAAAGUGCUAUGAGCAAAGUUGAGAGCAAUCUACACGAGGUAAAUAAUGGCUACGAAGACCUUCGUCUACAGUUCGAUGAAUACAAGAAAAUAACCGAAGUAUUAAUUCAGAGGGACAGGUUUCAACAUUCGACAACAUUUGAAUAUUCAAAUGUGUUAAUCCAAGCGAAACUAAACUGUACCAAGAUGAA